ACUAAUUAGCAUAUCGAAAAUUGAUUAGAAGACAAAGAAAAUGUUGAUGCUUCUGAUUCGUGAUGAAUUUGACCCCGAACCUUUAGAGGAUAGGCUUAUUUGAUCUUCUCUGGUUUUGGUGACGAAUGAAGGCUUGGCCCCGUGUCUCUAUCUCACUGACUAAGUACUCUGAAUCGUAUCGCAUUCGCAAGGCUUUCUUGAACAUGGCAUCGUCUUCACCCUUGGGCUUUGAAUUCCUGACGAAGAGGCCCUACACUCCUCCUUCAUGGGCUUCCCAUCUCCACCCUUUACCUUCUCAAGUCUUCUCUCUGGCCCAUGUUCCCACUCCAAUUCACAAAUGGAACAUUCCCAAUUUGCCCUCCAACACCGAGUUAUGGAUAAAGCGCGACGACGUAACGGGAAUGCAAUUGGGGGGAAACAAAGUGAGAAAGUUGGAGUUCUUAUUGGGCGAUGCCGUUGCUGAAGGUGCUGAUUGUGUCAUUACAAUCGGAGGCAUUCAAAGCAACCAUUGUCGUGCCACUGCGGUUGCUGCUAGGUAUUUGAACCUUGAUUCUUUUCUUAUUCUUCGCACUUCCAAGCACCUUAUUGAUGAAGAUCCUGGUCUCGUUGGCAAUCUCCUCGUUGAGCGUUUGGUUGGAGCUCGCGUUCAACUUGUAUCUAAAGAAGAGUACUCCAAAAUUGGCAGUGUGACACUCACCAAUGUCCUAAAAGAAAAGUUGAUAAAGGAAGGGAGGAGGCCGUAUGUUAUUCCCGUUGGUGGAUCAAAUUCUUUGGGAACAUGGGGUUAUAUAGAAGCAGCUCGGGAAAUUGAGCAGCAGAUUCAGAGGGGGGCAGGCAAUGUCAAGUUUGAUGAUAUUGUUGUGGCUUGUGGCAGUGGGGGCACAAUUGCCGGUCUGUCACUAGGAUCAUCAUUGAGUACAUUGAAAGCAAAGGUACAUGCAUUCUCUGUUUGUGAUGACCCAGAUUACUUCCACAACUUUGUUCAAGGCUUGCUUGAUGGACUCAAAGCUGGCGUUAACUCAAGAGACAUUGUCCACAUACAAAAUGCCAAAGGUCUUGGCUAUGCUAUGAGCACUUCUGAGGAGCUUACUUUUGUAAAAGAAGUAGCUGAGGCUACUGGCGUUGUUCUUGACCCAGUAUACAGCGGUAAGGCUGCUUAUGCAAUGCUGAAAGAUAUGUCUGAAAAUCCAAAGAAGUGGGAAGGGAGAAAGAUCCUGUUCAUACAUACGGGUGGCCUCCUAGGAAUGUACGACAAGGUCGAUCAGCUGGCUCCUCUUGUUGGGAAUUGGCAGCAUUUGGAUAUUAAUGAAUCUGUUCCUAGGCAAGAUGGUAUUGGAAAGAUGUUCUAAAGAAGGAAAAUGAAAAACCCUGGCAUCCCUGCAUCUAUGUUUUGUGGCAGCUUGCUUAAAAUAAGUUAUACUUUAGGUAGUUGCUUCGAUGCCUCUAAAUUUGAACGCGUAUUGAUACCCAUAUUAGGUGCCAUCAUGAUAAUUAAACAUGGUUUAAAACUUGCAGCUCAUUGGAAUAUUUAUCUUUUAUUUUGAAUAUGUAAAUAAUAGUUUGUAUAUUUGUUAAAAAGUUCGCAAGGACUACUCAUUAAAUUACAGAACAUAA
Molecule: messenger RNA, 1614 nt
Organism: Abrus precatorius (Indian licorice)
Lineage: Eukaryota; Viridiplantae; Streptophyta; Magnoliopsida; Fabales; Fabaceae
Product: bifunctional D-cysteine desulfhydrase/1-aminocyclopropane-1-carboxylate deaminase, mitochondrial
Exons: 7
Coding region: 126-1349 (407 amino acids)
Molecular function (GO): D-cysteine desulfhydrase activity
Source: RefSeq, a predicted model, not a curated record